This is a messenger RNA of Mytilinidion resinicola, 768 nucleotides long. RefSeq lists its product as uncharacterized. Lineage: Eukaryota; Fungi; Ascomycota; Dothideomycetes; Mytilinidiales; Mytilinidiaceae. Bases 1 to 768 code for a protein of 255 amino acids. The record is from RefSeq and is a predicted model, not a curated record. The transcript is spliced from 3 exons.
AUGGUGUUCUGCACGGCUCGCAGAGGUAGUCUCGGCGGGUCAAAAUCUGGACGCGGCAGGAAUGAGGCUCAAGUCCCAGCAAAGCGAAAGCGAGAAGAGCAUUCCCAAUCCUCAACCCCUACAAGCGCCCGUGCGAAGCGACUCCAAGAAGCCCCCGAUGCGCCAUGUCCGACGAAUACCAACGCGCAGAAGAUAAUACCAGACUCUGAGGAAUGGCAGUUCUGGCUCAAGUUCGUUUGCCGAGAGCACCUACAGGAUGACAUGUUCAAAGAGGCCGUACAAGGACUGUUGAAGAUAUGCUUUCCAUCAGGUGUGUUGGAUGAGAUCGGAGUUGAUGUGAUCGAGAGCCAGAUGUUGGACAGGGGCGCUACGCUAGACCAAACCAAAGCAAUGCGCGAAGUGGCCCAAGAGGAAGUAGUCCACAGGCUUUCUUGGUUAUUGGCAGAGCAGUUGGAUACCCCGCAUAAGGCGCCGAUAGCGAUCCGGACAAUCGUCACUAGGAGUCUCAGAAUACACGGGACAGAACUCGAUCAGGGGAUGUUCGACGACUUAGUCGCGGACUUUGGAAAUCUUCGAGGCGAUCAUGCUAGGGUCAAUGGAGGUACUGCUAUUGAACCCUUGAGACGCUCCGAAUCCCUAGAGCAAACUCCACAGACCAAUCCUAUGGACAUCGAGAUCUCUAACUAUGCAAAUAGCGAGCAGAAGCUUUCUUGGGACGUCGAUGAUGUCGCCGAAUUAUCACUCUCGGAGAUUCUAGAGAGGUUCUAG